Molecule: messenger RNA, 2723 nt
Organism: Ciona intestinalis (vase tunicate)
Lineage: Eukaryota; Metazoa; Chordata; Ascidiacea; Phlebobranchia; Cionidae
Product: serine/threonine-protein kinase PLK3
Biological process (GO): mitotic spindle organization; protein phosphorylation
Cellular component (GO): kinetochore; centrosome; cytoplasm
Molecular function (GO): protein serine/threonine kinase activity; protein binding; ATP binding
Source: RefSeq, a predicted model, not a curated record
UUUGUUUCUAAUACUAUUUACUUUUACUUCGCAGCAAGAUAUUUAUGUUGUUUUUGUGCGAACAUGUGUGACCUAAACUCCCAAAACGGUUACGGAAUUAAAUCUACAACUCUAAGUAAAGGCUGUCCGGAUAUACCAAGCAAAGAGUUCGCAACUAACACAGAACUAAAUAAAACGUCCAAGUCAGAGUUUGAUAGUGGUUUCAGUGGUUUGUUGGAGGUUGCUUCCUCCAUUCAACGAGGUUCAUCAAGUUAUUCAAGCAUGCCAACCACAGCAAAUACGUCAUCAUCUGCAUAUUCAUCCGCACCAUCAUCGUGCUGUGACACUAACGAGCGAAAUCGAAGAAAAUCUGAAGUUGUUCCCGGUCAAGUACUUCAUAUCGGAAACCAGCCUUGCUUUUUAGACAAUCCCCAGAGCUAUUCUUCUAGCAAUAACGAAAGUCCGGUUUAUCACGAGUUGCUGCACCCCUCAUAUUCCGCACCAACUUUAUUACACAACAAAAUCAACUUGAAACCACAACUACCUCAGUCGUGUCAACAACGACGUCGUUCCCACCAACACGUACCCCUCACAACCAGCAAACACGAAGUAGAUGACCAUCUAUAUCUCCAUGAUGCAAUUAAUGGAAAGGUUUAUCAGAAGAGACGUAUGCUUGGAAAGGGAGGCUUCGCUCGAGUUUACGAAGUCAUCGAAGAAUGCGACAUUGAGGAUUCUGGAAUGAUUUUUGCUGCGAAAGUCAUCGAUAAAUCGCGGCUGUCGCGACCGCAACAGCGCGAAAAGGUCGACAUUGAAGUAAAAUUAUUAAAAGCGGCACGUGGUCACCCUAAUGUGGUCGCCUUUCACAAAAGCUUUGAAGACGAAAAAUUUAUCUGUAUUUUGUUGGAACUUUGCAAUAAAAAGAGCCUCGCGCAAUAUCUAAGGAGAAAGCAAUAUCUGAGUGAAGCGGAGGUUUGCUGCAUCGCAAGACAAAUCGUAUCCGGGCUUUCACAUCUUCACGAUAAUGGGAUAAUCCACAGAGACUUAAAGUUGGGAAAUAUACUCCUCACAGAUGACAUGACGGUCAAGAUUGGAGACUUUGGUCUUGCAACACUUGUAGAAUGGGGAAAGAAAAAAACAAUAUGCGGAACGCCGAACUUUAUCGCGCCAGAGGUUCUUCAAAGACAGGGUCACGGUCCAGAGGCCGAUGUUUGGGCGCUAGGUUGUUUACUCUAUACUUUGUUGGUUGGCAAGCCACCCUUUGAAACUUCUUGCUUAAGGGAGACUUACCGAUGUAUCUUAAAGAAUAGUUACCGCAUACCUUCCACUGUGUCGACAGAAGCGGCAGAUUUGUUACGUUGGAUGUUACGUCAUAAACCAAAAAUGCGACCCACGCUUAGCCAAGUAUCGUCCCAUGCGUUCUUUACAAAGCAUUCUGAGACAUCCAGUAUCUCCACACCCAUCUCGAAAACUUACACACUAAGUUUCCACGGCAACGGUUUAGGCCACGUAUCUAAUAGUUCCACGGAAUGCAAAUCGUGCACGAUCGUCGGUUCGAAGACCAACGAAGGUUCGAUCCCGAGUAAAGAAGACACGAAACAAAACGAAGCUUCGCCUGCCUGUGUUGACGUCCCGACCACCAAGAGUCCAGUAAAACUUAUAGCAUGCAAACUACAACGCCAUUUUCGUGUUCCAUCUCCCCGGAAAUAUGUUCGAGCAGCAGCUUCCACCUUGUUUGACAAGAAAACCGAAGGAAAACAACCCGAAUCGAACAACAAACCGAUUAGAAAGUCGUCAGCCACUGUAAACGUGGCUUGCCAAAAUCAGCCCGGAGCAGCUGCAGCUUCAACGUGGGUUUGUAAGUGGGUGGAUUACUCAAACCGCUACGGUUUCGGAUACCAACUCGCCAAUGGUCGCGUGUGUGUUCUAUUCAACGACGGAAAACACAUCUCGAUGCUUCCCGGUGGAAAAGUAAUCGAAUACGCGUCGAACGAACAAUCCAAUGCUAUCCGGUUUUCCGUGGAUUCCGUCCCACCAUGUUUGGAAAGAUACGCGAACAUGUUGAACAACUUUACGCAUUACAUGGACACUAAACUACGUCAUAACACCGAUGUACGUCAGCAACAACAGCAGACGAGUAACGCUCGUAUGUUAACUUGGUUCCGCACCGAUGAUUAUGUGUUAAUGUACCUGAAUGAUGGGACGCUCCAAGUCAACUAUUGUACGGACCAUGUUAAAAUGAACAUAACGUCAAUCCACAGAAGAUCUGCCAUGAAAAUAACUGUCGUAGACGAGAACCGCCAAACAUCCACCUACACGACGACAACUUUCAACGAUCAAGCUCCAACGUCAAUUAAAUCCCGGCUCCCCCUUCUUCACGAUCACUUCCAUAACCUUUUUCCGGAUGUUGAAUGUUCCUCGCAUCCAUUCUGUGCAGUUUCAUCACAAACUCACCCCAAUCUAAAUGUUGACAAACUAUCCACGUAAAAAUGGUGCAAUGAUAUGUGAAGCUGCCGUACUUGUAAAUCUGCUGUGACGUAACAACGCAUAGCACGACUAUGCUGCCAUUAUUUAUUUCAUUGUCAACAAAAUCAAUAGAUGCGAAAAGUAUAAAAAUAUUUUAUCUUUUUUUUGUUAAAAAACAACGACAAGCUACUUUUUUCUAUUUUCCUACUUUGUUUUCCUAACUUAUUUAUUUUCUUCGUUUUCAUUUACACGUUUAAUACAUCUUGCCAUCAAUUAUGUUA